AUGACCUGGCACCCUCCUCCUUCCCUUUCGGUCUUCGGAGCGCUCCGGGCUUCACCUUCAGCAUCACUCCCUCAUGUAUCGGCCACCGCGACUGGCGCUCUGCUCAUCAUGAGAUCUGCCGAUGACCAGGUCACUCCACAUAAAAAAGUGCGCCUUGCAUGUCGACGAUGCAGGACAAAGCGAAUAAAGUGUGAUGGGGGCAUCCCUGCCUGCUCAAACUGCGCAAAGGCUGCUGUCUCCUGUGUCGAUGUCGACGGUCGCAAUAAUGACCGUUCCAUCCCUCGCGAUUAUGCUGCGCGAUGCCGCUCUCGCAUCCAGUGGUUAGAGCAGCAAAUCAAGAUUCUCGAUGCUGAUUUCGACCUCACACAGGGUCCGCAGCUGGACACCAGCGGCUCUGAGGUCAACCAUGAUAUAACCAUAGAAGCUGCUCACCAAUCCACGCCUGAACAGACGGUUGAGCCACCAUCAUCACGGAAACGACCACAUGCUGCACUCGAAAAUUCCGACUCCUAUGCAGUUUCCGAUCCUGCACCGGCUGCUGAGGCCCGUUCGGUUGCUGUGGACCUGGGAAUGCUGUCCCUUCACUCAGACUCCCGCCAAAAGCAUUACCUAGGCUCUUCGUCUGGCCUUUUCUUUACCAACCUGAUCGGUGCCCACAGCGAUGCUCUAGCAAGUCCAGCCUCGACAUCGACAGGACCGGUAAAAAGUCGACGCAAACGCUCUCACCCGUCGUUAGAUUCGUUCUACUUGCUAUAUAGAACGCUCUCGGCGGAUCUCCCUUCCGCCGAAGAGGCCACGACAUUGUUCAAUGUUUACCUACAGGAAAUCCACAUCGAUCACCCAUUUCUGCACCCAAUAUCACUGCUCGAGGCUUAUAGCGCUCUUAGCUUCUGCGCGGGACAAAGUCUGGAACAAUCUGCCAACGUGGACGCGAAUGGCUGGCCAGACGAGAUGGCUCCAUUUCCCUAUAAUGGGCGCUAUGAUAAAGUGGCCGACAAGGAUGUUACGCCCAUCUCCAUUUUUACGGCUGUCCUGCAUGUAUUUAUGGUGUUCUCCGUUGCAGCUACGGUUCUCACUCGAAAUAAAAAUUUUGACUUCUCACCAACUCGUUUUUAUAAAAUUGCAGCCAGCUCCGCGCCAGAAUGUUUGUCUAGCAUAUCCCUUUCGGGACUACAAAGCAUUCUCCUCUUUACAGUUCAGGGAAUGACUGCUCCUACGAAUCUCAACAUUUGGACUUUGGUGCACGUGGCCAUGUCCCAUUGCAUUGAUUUAGGCUUACACCGCGAGCCCAGGGGUGUCUCCGAUGGAACACCUGUUUCGCUUGCGAUGCGGCGUUUUAUCUUUUAUACCGUUUACAACUUGGACAGAUCAAUCUCAACCAUCCAAGGUCGACCACUCGGCAUACGAGACGAAACCUUCGAUCUCCGAAUUCCACGAUCGGCCGAUAUCCCCGUUGAGCAUAUUCCUAUUGCGAAUGGCCUGAGCGGGUUACGCCCAAGUAUCCCGCACGAUAUGACAUUACCCGUUUAUCGUUUCUUAUUGGACCCUUAUAUUUCAGAGAUUAAAAUGUUAUUUUAUCAUCUCCCGAGCCAGGGAAGUGUAUUCCACUGGCCGGCGGACCACUCGGCGGAGCAGGAACGUAUCAAGGCUUCGCUUGACAGCUGGCUCGCCGAAGCCAAGCUCGCUUGGUCGGAAUCCAACAGGGACCAGCAAGAGCCGGACGAGUUAGCAAAGUCCCACCUCAAACAGCUCAGGCUGGAAGCUCUGUAUCAUGGUACGGUAACGCUUCUGUACCAACCAUCGCAGGCAUUCCCGUCCCCCACACAAUCUGCCCUUCUCCAAUGCUAUCAGUCCUCCAGUGAGCGUAUCCAUAUCUACAACCAUCUAAACAAUGAGGAGGGUCUCUAUUACAAUUGGCGGAACAUCCAUGGCAUAUUCUCGGCUGGAGCCACCAUAGUGUACUGCCUUUGGGCAUCGCCGGAUAUACAACUAGUGAUUCCUUUUGCAGACGCAUUGCGCGAUCUCCGAGUCUGCUCAAAUCUGUUGAGUAUCGGAGGACAAUGGUGGCCCUCGGUGCGCAAUGGGAAAGAGAACUUCGACCGGAUUGUUGAUCUGACGAUCAAACAACUGAGUCGUUUACGUGCCACCAACACAUCCGCUGAGACUCAACGGGCAACUCAUCGGAGCCGGAUCAGUGGUGAUGGACAACCAACUGACCCUUUCCUGAAUAACGGGGCGGGGCCGCUCUCUAACGACGCAUUCCCUGGGUUCGAUAGCCCCGGACACCAAACUGCUCAUCUCUUGGCACCGCAGUCAUUCCCCUACGACAUGCGACAUCCUGACGAGGCUGCAACCACCCCAGUAGACUCUGUUAUGGAGAACUUUUUCGCAGAGUUCCUCCACGGGGACUGGGGCUGGGACCCAUUCUCGGUCUGCCUAGACACUUCAAUUCUCUGA
Aspergillus puulaauensis is the source of this 2457-nucleotide messenger RNA. RefSeq lists its product as uncharacterized. Gene Ontology annotation, molecular function: DNA-binding transcription factor activity, RNA polymerase II-specific; zinc ion binding; sequence-specific DNA binding. Lineage: Eukaryota; Fungi; Ascomycota; Eurotiomycetes; Eurotiales; Aspergillaceae. The transcript is spliced from 2 exons. Gene Ontology annotation, biological process: DNA-templated transcription; positive regulation of transcription by RNA polymerase II. The coding region runs from base 1 to 2457 and encodes 818 amino acids. The record is from RefSeq and is a predicted model, not a curated record.